ACGAACAAGAGAAAAAAAAAAAAAGAAGAGAGAGAAAAAACAAGAUUCUCAAUAAUCGUACUCGCAUGAUCGAAUGAUCCAAUCGUCGUAAAUUCACUCGAUAUUACCAAAUUUUUCAAUCGUAUUUCGACGGUGUUACCCAACCAAUAAUAGUUACAAUCCUGAAAUGUCGAAGAAAAAGAGAGGGAUAGAAAGAGAGAAUGAGUAAGAGAGAGAGAGAGAGAGAGAGAGAGAGAGAGAGAGAGUGAGGUAGUAAAUAAGCAGAUAGAUGGUAGGGGGCAGGAGUGACGAGACGAAAACGAGAAGAUGGCGUCAAGUACGAUGUCACGCGUAAAUCAGCUGUACUUUGUGCUUCGAACUCGAGAUAACCUCUUUGCGUGUGUUAAAAGACCUUUUCCCGUUUCCUUUCCCCUUAACUCUUUAAUGCCUAUGAGGAGUAUACUUAAUAUAACGUCAAAAGUCGAACGAUCGAUCAGUAUUCAUCGAGAAAUUCAGAAGCUCAUCGAUUCGAAGACAUUCGUUUUUAUAUUCGCGUGAAUAUUAUCAACGAUAAGGAUAGAUUCAUUUUUUAACAUUUAUAUAUAUAUAUAAUUUCUGUCUCUUUCUCUCAUUCUUUUUUGUUCGUUCUUUUUUCUUUCUUUUAUUAUUUUUUUUUUUUUCCAACAAAGGCGCGAGUGACACGCGCAUACACACAUAAUACACAGUAUAUAUAUAUAUAUAUAUAUAUAUAUAUAUAUAUAUAUAUUCAAAGUUUAGGCGGGAAAUUUAGUGCCAGUGUUAAAUAUAUUUCAAUAGUCAAUUGGAAAGAUUGCAAAUUUUAAUUCUUUCAAUCUGUCAGCACACGGAGGAAUGCAAAAGGAUUGUCGAGACUGUUUGGGUAUCCGAUACCGCAUCAACAGUCUGGAUCAAACGUGGAAGUGGUUACAUCAGACCAUUGCCCUUCACGACUAUCUAAUAUCCAUCACGGCGAGUCAAUCCGACGUCUCGAGACAUACAAUUUAUUAGAGUAAGAUUGAAAAAGAGAGAGGGAAAAAUAAGAAAGAAAAGAAUUUUUUAUUUACGGAGAAAAUUAUAAAGCAAGACUAUUUCUCUGAUCUCACACCUUCUUGUCUCGAGGUAAUAUAAUAUUAAAAAAAGGAUAAUAAUAAUAAUAAUAAUAAUAAUAAUAAUAAAAAGAAGAAGAAGAAACCUUGACGUUCAUUUAGUCUAAGACUGAUAAAAAGUAUCGUCGGAUUGUAUUCCUAAUAACAUAGGAAGAAAGGAAAAUAAAAAUAAAAAAUAAUAAUAAAAAAACAAAAAAAAAAAAAAAA
Molecule: messenger RNA, 1310 nt
Organism: Vespa crabro (European hornet)
Lineage: Eukaryota; Metazoa; Arthropoda; Insecta; Hymenoptera; Vespidae
Exons: 1
Coding region: 850-1005 (51 amino acids)
Source: RefSeq, a predicted model, not a curated record